AAACCAGUCACGCACAAAUGGAAUCCCAAAAGAAGAGAACUGAAAGAGAAAUACUGGAAGAAAGCAGAAAAAUAGAGUUUUUGAUGUCCAGAAUUGCCAAAUUUAGCCUCUUUUAUGAGGCAUAUAGAGCGAUAGAUGAUAUGGGUGAUUUCGAGACUGAGAGUCAUCAUCAGGAAUGAAUUAAUAUUGGGUUUAACUCCUGAAGAGACUUUGAUCUAGUGAAGCUAUUGAUGCCCCUGGUGCAUUACAAUGUUAUGGUUAUUGAUUUUUAUAAUUGUUCUAAGAGAAAUAAGUGGAUUUUGAAAUUUCUUAGGAAUUCUUUUCCUAAUCAAGUUUAUAGAUUUGUUUUGGACUCGGCCAGUCCUUUUGGAGAUAGCAUUUCUUAUUAUUUUGGAGAUGUUAUAAGGAUCAGCUCGAAAAUACAAAAAGAAAUUUUACUCAAUAAAUUUUGAAUAAGUUUUAGUCAAUUUAAAAGACUUAUAACUGCUUAUAAGCAUCUGGAAUCAGUAAAAAUAACCUCUUGUAAAUUAUCAAUUCCAACAGUGGCAGACUUACAUUUGGCUCUCAAGAAUACUCAUAUUCAAGAACUAGAUCUCUAUUUUUGAGGAGCCCCAAAAUUAAGUAAUUGGAAAGACAACCCUCAAGAAUUCAAAAAUCUAAUCAAAGGACUUAGCACCUCAGAGCACCUCAAAACCUCCCUAUCAAAAUUAACCCUAAAAGGCUGCUACAUCCCUCACCACAAAGCCGAACACCUCCUGCUCAACACCGGCUUCAAUCCAAAAAUCCUCACUACAUAACCCC
This is a messenger RNA of Moneuplotes crassus, 801 nucleotides long. Lineage: Eukaryota; Ciliophora; Spirotrichea; Euplotida; Euplotidae. The record is from the annotation of a GenBank genome assembly.